GCUCGAGGAGAUUUAGUAAUGUGUCAGAAAGUACGCACCUGCUAUUCAUCUCUUUCCUGGCAGGCAUUGCCAGGCAAUAACACAUUUUGUCAGUCUUUGGCCAUUGGUGAACUCAUAGGAUGGUGCCCUUUUGUCAUGGAAGCUUCAUGCCACUGGGUGGAUUCCCACGCAGAUCAAAGUCGUAUAUAUUUGCUCUCAUUUCAAUCUUCAUUAUGAUUCAGUUAGUUGAACUGUGGUUUGGGUUAACUGCAUCAUUUGGCUUAGGAGUGUCUCCCUCAUACCCCCUGUUUACCUUCUCCUCCUUGCUUUCUUCUUCCCCCUUGGCAUCAUCAUCAUCGUCAUCAUCGCCAUCAUCAUCAUCAUCAUCAUCAUCAUCAUCUUCAGCAGCAGCAUUAGAAGCAGCCGCAUCCUCAUCCUCGUUCUCAUCAUCCCCAUUGCGAGCACUUCAGACGACUGUUGAUGGCCACAAGUGCAAACCUUUCUAUGCAGGCCUGGUACAUCCUGAUCUCCAAAUGCAGGACAGAUAUGCGGAGAGUUUGGGUAGCGCCUUUACUGGCUUGAUGUACCUGAAAGAAGACCCUGGCACAGGCUACUACAUCCAUCGAUGGGUUCAUCGAGAUCGACAGAAGAAACAACAGGAGAGCAGAGGAGGUAUUUCACAACUGGGCAAGAUGAACCAUACCUAUGUGAUGCAGUCUGCUGCUGCUGCGGAGGGUGCGAAGGCAGACGAGCCGCUGCCCCUUGUUGUAAUGCUGACUAUAAACCGCCCCUUCUGUGCUGUGAGAACUGGAACUGACGUCUUUCAGAGGACUCUACGAAAUCGGGUAACCUACAUUGCUCAUCAUCCAAAUAUGGAUAUGCUGUACACAAUGGGGCAGACGGAAGCACAUAUGUUUUUCGCCAAGUGGGAUCUCGUCUCCCAGUCGAUGAAGAGGUACCGGGAGUACGAGUGGUUCAUGUGGAUGGACGCAGAUGCAUUUAUUAUGCAGCUACAUUUCCCCCUUCCUUGGCCUCGCUAUCAAGCUGAUAAGGAUGUUGACCUUGUUUUGUGGGGCAACGACAGGAUGGUGUAUCAGAAUGCUUCGUUUCGUGGAAUCAAUUCUGGUAUCUUUAUGCUCAGGGAGUCCGACUGGUCAAGAAAGCUGAUGAGCGCAUUGAUGGCAGCGCAGAGAAGGUGGAGAGAUUGGGACAUGCAGAUGAGGGAGGAGAUGGAUGAUGCCAUCUCUGACAUUAUAGUGUUUACAGACCAGGAGGCAUUGUUGCAUCUGCUACGGACAAACGAGAAACAAUGGCGGAGAAAAGUUCAGUUUGAGAACUCUUUCUACUUCAAUGCUUACUGGGAAAACGUGGUUCCCAGGUGGCAGAAGUGGGCGAACACCACUGGUGCAAAUCGGUCUUCCUCUGAUGAAGGACCAUCGUUCACCGUUCAUUUUGCUGGUUGCCAGUUCUGUCGUGGCUGGGAGCGCUACAAAUUGAGCGCUUGCAUGGAGGCCUUCCAAUCUGUUGAUCGGAUUCUGGCCCACAUGCAGUCGUCUGAGGCUACUGCAGCCAAUAGGUAGAGCAUGAUUCCAAUUAAAAAUCUGCAACGGGAUACGGGCAACUCUUUAAC
This is a messenger RNA of Chara braunii, 1609 nucleotides long. The record is from the annotation of a GenBank genome assembly. NCBI's taxonomy places the organism in Eukaryota, Viridiplantae, Streptophyta, Charophyceae, Charales, Characeae.